GAUAGGUGGACCAGUUACAAUCUUUUAGAUAAAUCUUUUAUAGAUCUUCAGCAGAUGUUUGUACAGUCUAGCAGAGGAUGUGGUGAAUUGAGGAGGAGUCCAGUUGUGGGGCAGUGGGGUCUGGGGGGCGUAUUUGAAUCUGACUUUAGGUAAAUAAAAUGAGGCGAUAAAACCAGACCCCAACAAAUUUGAAGAUAGAGAGAGAAGAGAUCAGAUCUUCACACACCUGCUGAGAACAUGAAGAUAAGCCAUGUAUUUUUGGUCCUGGGUUUCGUCCUGAUCAUGGCGCUCUACUCAGACGCUAUCCCUUUAAGCCUUGAUCCUGUUUCUUGCUGUUUCACCUUUUUCACUGGCAAAAUUCCUCCUGACAAAAUCCUGGAGGUUAAAAGGACAGACUCGCGCUGUUCACAGCAAGGCUUUAUAGUUACUACGCCUAGGUUCCCCAGCCUGUGUGCUCAAGAAGUCACUGUCAAUGAAAAUGUUACUCCACCUUAAGCUAAACUCCACACAGACACAACCUAAUAAUCUUCAAGCUAUACCCAUUUAUUCACAGUGUACCUUUUUAUCA
Messenger RNA from Ictalurus furcatus (blue catfish), 568 nucleotides. Its product is annotated as C-C motif chemokine 14-like. NCBI's taxonomy places the organism in Eukaryota, Metazoa, Chordata, Actinopteri, Siluriformes, Ictaluridae. The transcript has 3 exons. The record is from RefSeq and is a predicted model, not a curated record. Gene Ontology annotation, cellular component: extracellular region. The coding region runs from base 238 to 495 and encodes 85 amino acids. Gene Ontology annotation, biological process: immune response. Gene Ontology annotation, molecular function: chemokine activity.